Messenger RNA from Zea mays, 2273 nucleotides. Its product is annotated as U-box domain-containing protein 15. Bases 179 to 2116 code for a protein of 645 amino acids. The record is from RefSeq and is a predicted model, not a curated record. Gene Ontology annotation, molecular function: protein binding; ubiquitin-protein transferase activity. Gene Ontology annotation, biological process: cell surface receptor signaling pathway; protein ubiquitination. The transcript has 3 exons. Lineage: Eukaryota; Viridiplantae; Streptophyta; Magnoliopsida; Poales; Poaceae.
UAAGCACUAUUUUGAGGCUUCUCUUGUUGCGCUUCCUCGUAGAAGAAAUAUAAAUGGAGGUCGGGAUGGUAGUAUAGAUUUUGGCAUGCAGGGGGCACCGCACUAACUAUACAUAGCAAUUCUCCAUUUUUUAUUUUCUUGUGCCGUGUCUGGCUGGCCCAGAGCGUCGGAGCGCUUGAUGCCGCCGCCACCAACGCUGCCACCGUCGUCCCCGGACGACCCCGCGGAGCCAUCGUCCAUGGGGCGGGAGAUGGACGACGAGGACCUGGUGGAGGAGCUCCUGCUCACCGUCAACGCGGCGCGCGCCUUCGCGGAGUUCCGGCGCACGCAGCGCAAGGAGUGCGCCAACCUCCUCCGCUGGCUGCAGCUCGUCCUCCCGCUCCUGGAGGAGCUCCGCGACGCCGCGCCCCGGCUCACCGACGACGCCUACCGCCGGCUCGCCCUUCUCGGCCGCGCGCUCGCCGCCGCGCGACGCCUGCUACGAACCUGCCACGACGGCAGCAAGAUCUACCUGGCGCUUGAGAGCGAGACGGUGCUUGCCCAGUUCCGCGACGUGUACGAGAAGAUGCACAGCGCGCUGGACGGGAUGCCGUACGCCGAGCUCGCCAUCUCCGACGAGGUCAAGGAGCAAGUGGAGCUGAUGAACGCACAGCUGAUGAGGUGCAAGAAGCGAACGGACACUCAAGACAUGGAGCUGUCGAUGGAUCUGAUGGUGAUCCUCCAGAACAAGGAGGAGGAGGAGCAGGAGAGGAACGCCGACAGGGCCAUCCUGGAGAGGCUCGCCAGGAAGCUGGAGCUGCAGACGCUGGCGGAGCUGAGGGCAGAGACGAUGGCCGUAAAGAAGCUCAUCAACGAGAGGAACGAGAGCACGACGCAGAUGGUGGGCCUGCUGAACCGCUUCAAGGAGAUCGCGGGCGUGGACGAGAAGGACGUCCUUGGCGGCGACGUGUCCAUGCCCAAAAGCCUUGACAAGUGCCCCUCCCUGAUGAUCCCCAACGACUUCCUGUGCCCCAUCACGCUGGGGAUCAUGACGGACCCGGUGAUCGUGGCCAGCGGGCAGACGUACGAGCGGCGGAGCAUCCAGAAGUGGCUGGACGGCGGGGAGCGGACGUGCCCCAAGUCGCGGCAGCCGCUGGCGCACCUGUCGCUGGCGCCCAACUACGCGCUCAAGAACCUGAUCCUGCAGUGGUGCGAGAGGAACAUGGUGGAGCUGCAGAAGCGGGAGCCGGCGGAGACGGAGUCGGAGCGGAAGGGGGAGGCGGCGGACGCGGCCGACAGCAUCCCGUCGCUGGUGGAAGGCAUGUCGUCCAUCCACCCCGACGUGCAGCGCAAGGCGGUGAAGAAGAUCCGUCGGCUCUCCAAGGAGUGCCCCGAGAACCGGGCGCUGAUCGUCGACAGCGGCGGCAUCCCGGCGCUGAUCGGGCUGCUGGCGUGCCCCGACAAGAAGGCGCAGGAGAACACGGUGACGUCGCUGCUGAACCUGUCCAUCGACGACAAGAACAAGGCCCUGAUCGCGAGGGGAGGCGCCAUCCCGCUGGUGAUCGAGAUCCUGCGGAACGGCAGCCCGGAGGCGCAGGAGAACUCGGCGGCGACGCUGUUCAGCCUGUCGAUGCUGGACGAGAACAAGGCGGCGAUCGGGAGCCUGGGCGGGCUGGCCCCGCUGGUGGAGCUCCUGCGCAGCAGCGGCACCGCCCGCGGGAAGAAGGACGCGGCCACGGCCAUCUUCAACCUGGUGCUGAGCCCGCAGAACAAGGUCCGGGCCACGCAGGCGGGCGUGGUGGCGGCGCUGAUCGGGGUGAUGGACGACAGCGCGCUGGGCAUGGUGGACGAGGCGCUGUCCAUCUUCCUGGUGCUGUCGUCGCACGCGGCGUGCCGCGCGGAGAUCGGGACGACGGCGUUCGUGGAGAGGCUGGUGCGGCUGAUCAAGGACGGCACGCCCAAGAACAAGGAGUGCGCGCUGUCGGUGCUGCUGGAGCUGGGCAGCAACAACAGGCCGCUGCUGGUGCACGGGCUCAGGUUCGGACUCCACGAGGACCUCUCCAGGAUCGCCAAGAACGGCACCAGCAGGGCGCAGAGGAAAGCCAACUUGCUCAUCCAGCUCGCGCGCAAGCUCUGAGCCUGAGACCUUUUUUCUUUCUUUCUUUCUUUCUUUCUUUCAUUUUCGGGUGAUACAAACGUUUGUCAGCUGUCCUAAUAGAUCACUAUAGUUUAGGAGUUUCUUUUCUUCAUUGUUUCACCGAAAUUUGUGAGAAAAAAAUGUCUUCUCUUUUUUU